UUGCCUGGAGGGCUUUAUUUUUGCAAAAACACUCCGAAAACAAGAUUUUUUUUGUUACCAGUCCCUUUUGGGAGUGGAGAGGUUCAGUUCUCACUGAGCACGGCCUGGCUGGGCAUCCCCAAACACAGCCCCUGAAAAAGCAGCUGCAGGUGCUCCGCGACCCGAAGGAAAGAGCUGUAACAUCAGACUUUUUUUUUUUUUUUUUUUUUUUUUUAAACAAAACUCGGCAAGGACAAGAGAGCCUCCUGCGGGGAGCAAGUGUGGGGGAAGGCGAGGGGGCGAGCCAAGCCAGACAAGCGCCUGAGUGAUAACUUGCCUGAACCCUUUGAUAAAUGAGUUGACUCUUUUUUUUUCCCUUUUUUUUUCUUUUCCCCCCUUCAUUUGCCACACGCCAGAAACAGAAUUGGCCUGAACUAGUGGAAUUGGCAGCAAAAAACUAACAUACAAGUGUGUCUGGUCAAUAGAACGCUUGUUCCUGCCGCUGGGUGCUGCGUGAGGACUCCGACUGUGCUCUGGCCCCAGAGUUGGAUACUGCAGACGCACUCAGGGUUUUUCUUUUCUUGCCCCUCCGCUCUGUCUUUUUAAAAAUAUUCAUCAAUGGGGUGGGUAGUUUGCUGUAGUCAUUAAAAUAUCUCUCUCCCCUCCCCCUCGCUUUCUCCAGGACUGCCACUGUUGAGUCUGUGGGAAUAUGAAUCAGCAGCAGCAGAGAAUGGCUGCAGUUGGGACAGACAAAGAGCUCAGUGACCUGCUGGACUUCAGUAUGAUGUUUCCUUUGCCAGUGGCUAAUGGAAAAAACAGACCCACGACCCUUGGGAGCACUCAGUUUGGAGGAUCAGGCUUGGAUGAAAGACCAGGAUCAGGUUCCUGGGGAACGGCAGAUCAAAACAGCUCCACGUUUGACCAAGGAAGGAGCUAUGGCGAAGGCCCCCACUAUGGUGAGCACCGGGACCUGCCAUCCCACAACAGCAUCUCCUCAUCACCAUUCCUGGGAGCUGGACUCGUGGGGAAGAGCAGUGAAAGAGCCUCAUACUCCACAUUUGGAAGAGACACAGGGAUGCCAGGACUAAACCAGCCCAGUUUCCUGCCUGGCGAGAUGGGAAUCGCCAGCCCGAGCACACUUUCCCCCACCGGAGGCAAAGGGGGGUCUCAGUAUUUUUCUUACCCCAACAAUCCUCGCAGGAGAGGUGCUGAGAGCAGCAUAGAUGGACAGCCCAAAAAGGUUCGGAAGGUGCCUCCUGGACUCCCCUCCUCGGUGUAUCCAUCCAACUCAGGUGAUGACUACAGCAGGGAUCCAGCUGGAUAUACUCCCUCAAAACCUCCCAGCACUGUGUAUCCUGGAGCCUUUUAUAUGACAGAUGGACUCCAUAACUCACCAGACCUGUGGAGUUCCCCAGGUGCCAUGAGCCAGUCAAGUUACGGUGCCAUGCUGGGCAGCUCCUCGUCCCCACUCCCACAGUCCAGUGGCUUCAACAGUUUACAUCAGCAUGAACGGAUGAACUACCAGCUGCAUACAGGAGAGGUGAACGGUGGACUCCCCUCUGUGUCCGGCUUCUCCUCAGCCUCCACAGCAUACGGAGUGUCCAGUCACACCCCCCCGAUCAGCGGCACAGACAACAUCAUGGGUAACAGAGGAACCACAGCUGGGAGCUCUGGAGAUGCACUUGGGAAGGCUCUGGCCUCAAUUUACUCCCCUGACCACUCUAGCAAUAACUUCUCCUCCAACCCCUCCACCCCGGUCGGGUCCCCGCAGGGCCUUGCAGGCUCAUCGCAGUGGCCGCGGGCGGGUGGAGCGGGUGCCUUAUCGCCCAGCUACGAAGGGAACCUCCACACUUUGCAAAACAAAAUGGAAGACAGGUUGGAUGAAGCCAUCCAUGUGCUGAGGAACCAUGCCGUGGGCCAGACCUCUGCCAUGUCCAGCAACCAUGGGGACAUGCACGGGCUGCUGGGCUCAGCACCACCACACAGUGCUGCCGUGGGCAGCCUGGGCCAGGCCUUCCCCGCCUCGGUCAUGGCCCUGGGGAACAGGCACCCAAGUCUGGUGGGAGGAGGCCACCCUGAAGAUGGGUUGUCCAGCAACCCCAGCUUGCUCCACAACCAUGUCACACUUCCAUCACAGCCCAGCUCACUCCCGGACCUCAGCAGGCAGCAGGACACGUACAGUGGCUUGUCUGGGGGGCUGGGGCGGAGCAGUGUCUCCUCAGGAACGAGCGAAAUAAAGAGGGAAGAGAAGGAGGAUGAAGAGAACACGUCAGUGGCAGAUAACUCAGAAGAGGAGAAGAAGGAGCUGAAACCCUCCCGGAACAGAACAAGGUGCUCUUUGAACAGUCAAGAUGAGGAUGAGGAGGACGAUCUUCUUCCCCCAGAGCAAAAAGCCGAGAGAGAGAGAGAAAGGAGGGUCGCCAAUAAUGCCCGUGAGCGCCUGCGGGUUCGUGACAUCAACGAGGCCUUUAAAGAGCUCGGACGCAUGUGCCAACUGCACCUAAACAGCGAAAAACCGCAGACCAAACUGCUAAUCCUACACCAGGCCGUAUCAGUCAUACUGAACCUGGAGCAACAAGUUAGAGAGCGCAAUCUGAACCCAAAAGCGGCCUGCUUGAAGCGUCGGGAAGAGGAGAAAGUGUCCGGAGUGGUAGGAGACCCCCAGAUGACCCUGUCAGCUUCACAUCCUGGUCUAGGAGAUGGUCACAACCCUGUUGGACACAUGUAAAGAUCUUUUUAUUCCUCUGGAUACAGAGAUCUGUAGGAAGAAAACCCUCGGUGUGACCUGCAACCCUGUUGAACCACAAACUGUAGUACUGCUCAUACUGACACAUGCAGACGGAUCCUGGCAUGACGUAAGGGGUGGAAAAAACACUUUGUCAGAAAUGAAACGGAAACAAAAAAUUGCCUUAAGUAUAAAGUGCAGAACAGUCAAUACAUAUCACUCAGUUAGGAGGGGGUGGCGUGUUCUCUUGGCUUGUUCACAAGCAGCCAGCAGCAAAAUUGUGCCUAAGCUUGAUAUUUCUUUUUUAAAAAAAAAGAACAUUAGUUAUGAGAUUUUUUUUAUGUAGAACAAAUAGCAAUGCCUUUUGGUUUUUUUUUAGCUUCUUUUGCAUAUGUUUUGUAAGCAACGAAAAGAAUUUUUUUUGUAUAAAAACAUGUCUUGUACCCUCCGCUUUUCUGCUGCUGUUUCUAUAGUUAACGUUGCAUCUUUAGGAUCAACCAGAAUAUUAAAAUUGUAUUAAGAGAGACUGGAUAUAAAGAGAGGAAUUCUCAGAUUCGGCUCAGAAAGCCACUAAAAGCGAAUGUAGCCACAGUGAGGGAAUGUUCUUCCUUGCCUGGCUUGUACCUUCCAUGACAAAAAACAAACUCAUGUGCUGAAUUCGCCAUCUCUUUGCUUCGGCCUCUUCUGAUUUGGGAAAAGGAAGUUGAACAGCAAAGCGAUUGGCAGUAGUACUCCCGCUCCCCCCAGCGGUGACCGAGGUGACUCACGAGGUUUGCUUUGCUGCCGGAGAUCCGUGGGGAGGACAGGCUGCUGAGAGAGAGCAGCCCCGGGUGGAGGAGAACCGAGGGACUGAGGCGCUUCCAGGUGAGCAGAGCAGCAAGGGAUGCACAAGGGAAGCGCCUCUGCCCAGAGCUGCUGGAAGCACUUCCAGGAGCAGCACUGAACAAAGACCAACUGAACAAAGCUGGAGCACUGGGAAGAGGUGGAGGCAGCCGGAGCACAGCAGCAGCAGUGGGACACAGGCUCAGGAAGCCAGGCAGUAGCAGACCUGUGGAUGCUGGAGCAGGAAAGGAACAGCGACCUGGCUCACUCCAGCCUUGGCAAAACCAUGACCAGCAGCAGGAUUCAUUCUUGCAGUGGAGCUGCCACUGUCAGAAAUGCAAAAUGCUGGCUCAGGGAGAGGGGUGGCUUCACAGCCUGCUGUCACCUGCUGUCACAUCUCCCAGAUAUCCUUGGAGGCAAACUGAGCUCAGCACUGUGCCAAGGGUUUUGAGUGGGCACUGUCACCUGCACAAGGGCUCCUCUCUUGGGGCUGGGAAGGAGGGUAGCAGGAGUGCCUGUCCUGCACCAUGAGCUCCAGCAGCCAACCUGUGCCAGACAUCCCUUCUCUCCAAGGGAUUCCCAGUCACUCCAGACCACUCUGGUGUGCUAAGCAGGAGGAGGAUCCCUGGAAGCCCCUCUGGGUGCCCCAGAGGUGUGUGGAGCAAAGAGGUGUGCUGGGUAGUGCUGAGCUGCAGCAGCUGUUCUGGAGAUGGCUGUGGAAAAACAUCCACCAGGAAUUUACUCUUGUUUCUUCCCUCUCGUUUCCCUUCUGAAACAUUUUGUGCCUGGUUCUUCCCAGCACUGCAGAGCCCAGUCAGGCAGGAUGGUGCAUGGGACGUGGGUGCUGGUCUGGGGGGAAUGUGAGGAACUCCUCUCUCCCCUGCAGGGUCUGUCUCUCCCCUGUGCUGCCUCAGCCUGGGCUCCUGGGGAAGCUCUGUUGCUUUGGCACAGGGAAAGGGACUGGCAAACAGGAUUAGGUCCUGUGGCACUUCCAGCAACCCCAGGCUUUGGCAUAGCCUGCUUCUCCUCCAUGCUCAUGGCUGUACUCUGUGCUUUGGCAAACCCUGCUGGAAGUGCUCAGGGUAGUGCUUAUCUCCCACCCACACCUGGGCACUGUGGCCUCAGUCCCUGUGGCAGCUCCAAGCUGAGCCACUCCAAGUGCCAGGACGGGAUGGGACUGUCCCUGCUGCCCUUGGCCCUGCCCUGAGGCUCCCCAGCAUCCAGCCAUCGCUCUGAAGCUUUUGGGAGUUCCUGGCUUUCCCCAGCUUGCUGCUCCCACCAUUUCUUCUGCAUGGUGAGACAGUCAGCAGCUGCAGCUCUGUCCCUGGGAAGGGCAGGAAAGCUCAGUGGUUCCAGUAACCCAGGUAUUUCUUGCCUGUGUCAGCAGACGCAUUUUAGCCUAAUCAGCUUGUCAGGUUACAACACUUCCCUCCAUUGGGUUCUUCUGGCUGCUGAAGCAGCAGGCAGAGAAAUGGAUGAGAUUUUUCUGCGUGUGUGACAGCCUUGACUCCCAUUCAUGCUCUGGAGUGCAAAUUGGAGUGCUCAGCAGCUGCUUUUUGUUUCAUCCAUGAGAGUUCCUGCUCCACUGGUGGGACAGUGCUGGGACUGCUAAGGGCCCACUGCUCAGGGGUUUUGGCUGGCUCAGUGCCCCUGUCCCAGAACCAGGAGGGAUGGAGCAGCGUCCCAACCCUGGAAAGCUUGAAACCCUACAAAAAAUAUUUAAAGUGGCUCACAAACCCUUUGAUUUUUGCCCCAAGAAUUGAAGGUGGCAGUCAUGGACAACUGGACUUAUCGGAACUAGUCAAGAAAAUUCCAUUAAUUCAACAAAAUUGGAAAUCUGAGAAGAUUUAUGAGUGGUUCACAAAUUUGCUGAACUUCUUCAUCCCCUCCGAGUCCUGCAGCCAGGGAGGAAUUGCGAUGAGCCAGAGCAUUUCUCACCAUCCCUGAAUCCCCAUUGCAUUGCAACAAAAAUGGAGCUUUUCAGCUGCAUUUUGGUGGCUUAAGAUCUUACUUUGGACAGCAAAUCCAGCCAACUUCCUUCCAUGGCAAGGCAUGGGUGAAGAUCCUUGAACACAAGCCCUCAGAGCCAGGGUUUGGAGAGAUAAUUUCAAAAGCACAAUGUAGGGGGUGGCAGUGCUCUCCCUGGAGCUGCCUUGAUGGCACAGGAUGACAGCUUUGUGUGCCAGCCCAGUAUGGCAUCUCUGCUUUCCCAGGGAACAACUGGGAAGAGCAGCAAGAAAAAAUUCCUUUGUCUUGCUCGGUGUGAACAUGGUGCCUGUAACCAUGGGGAAAUGGCUUUUCUAAAAACAACCACUGCCAGGUGCUGUCCCCAAAAUACCACCAGCCCAACCCUGAAAUGUCACUCUGUAGCAAUGAAACUCUUGUCUUUAGGUGUUGUGGUCAGCAAUGGCCAGGUCUGCACUCUCUCCAGCCCACAGCUUUGCUCCAUUCCAUUUUGGAUCUUAGAGAUCCCCAGACCUGCUCCUCUGCCUGUCUGCAUGUCCCCAUAGCAGUGGUGUUGCCAGGAGAGGUGUCACAGGUGGGUGACGUGCUGUACCAUCCCAUUUAUUCAAUUUUCUCCUUCCUCUCAGCCUUUGCUUGCAUGGCUGCUCCUGGGGACACAUGCCUUCUUCUUCGGGGGCCACUGAGCCUCCCCAAAGCUUCCUUCAUCAAACAGGGGGGCUGCCUUCCCUUCUGUGCAGUUUCUAGUUCCUGUUUCCCCAGGCUGCAUCCCAGUGAAGCAGCAGAACUGGGACACUGCCAUGGGACAUUUCUUGUGUCCCCAGCCCAGGGGCCUCUCUUGCUCCACUCAGCCAGCCCCUGCCUCCUUGCACGCAAGCUGUGCAUGCCACAGUGCUGGGGAGUGUCUGGAAUCCAGUCUAUGAACAGUAAAAUUGCAGAUUUUUGUUUUCUUCCUUUUCACGUGUUUUUUCCCCCCGAGCAAAGCAUCUGCAGCUCCCAUGGGCCGGUGCCUCAGGCAAUGGUGGCAGCUCCUGCUCACAGCCCCAGGGAACAGAAUUCCAGCUGUUUGGCAUUCACCCCUGCCCAUGACCUCCUGUCAGAGCCACUCACAGCCUCAGCCAACAUCUCGGGGCUCUCUGCUCUCCUGCUGUCAUAGCUAUCCCACAGAGGUGUGUUGGCAGGAAGGAUGGAAUCAAGCUGUGGUUUCCUCAGGAGUCUGUAAUUCCAAAGUCAGUGCAGAAACCGCUCUCCAAGGUCCUUUGUGUCUCACCAGUGUCCCCACUGAAGCCAGCAGAGCCUUUGGGCCCUUGCUAGGUGGUUCCAGUUGUGGGGGCUCAGGAAAUGGGAGGCUUUGGAAACCCCCAAUCACCUGCACCCCCUGCGCUUUGCUGCCAACUUUGGGGCCUGUGGAACCCAAGUUCCUCUUGCAGGCCCUGCUGUGCUAUAGUGGGGAGCCUGGGCCAGCUCCAGUUCCAUCCCUGGGCUUUGGGAGGUGAAGCAAAGCUGGCGAUGGAGCUGGGCCAGAACAAGCCUUCAGCCUCCACCUUCUGUGCUGGCUAGCCCAGAGCAAGCCCUGGCCACUGCACUCCCCCUUUCCUGCCCAACACCAGCAAUAGCAAGGCCUGUUUUCUGUACCCCAAGCUUGCACAAGGUCUUUGCCCUGUUAAAAAUCCUAUGCAAAUCUUAUCCCUCUCCCCUCUCCCAGGGCUCUGCAGAUCCCAGCCCAGCCCAUUCUCUCUGUUCUUGUCUGUGAUUGCUCCUGAGUUCCUGCUCCCUGCUGCCCACGGGGUCCAGCUUCAUUCCUGGCAGCUCCAAAAGCAUUUUGAGACUUGUGCCCUGGAGCUGGGAGGAGGCAGAUGAGUCUGCAGGAACAUCCAAUUCACAUUGACCACUGAACUGGAGGAGGCAAGGUCUGGUCCUGGGGCUCCUCCACACACCCUUCACCCUCCUGUGCCUUCUGCUCGGUGCUGCUGGGGCACUGCCAGCAUCUUUCAUCCCUCCAGCCCCCUGAAAGGAGAAGCUCUGUUCCACCUUGUUAUUGCCCAGACUGCUCUGUUCUAACACCAGAGCCUCAGGCUCAGCUGGGGCUGCUCUUCCUUCAGCCACUCCAGCCUCUCCAGCCACUCUAAGAAGGGGUAUCUCCCUUCCCCCCAUGCUCCCCAGUCUCUCCAGCCAGCAUCUCUGAGCUGUUUCACUUUGUAGAGGAGCAGCCCAUGCCAGCAGUGCCCACCAGCUGGGCUGAAGGCAGGAGGAUUUGGGGGGCGUCCCACAGCACAGCUGCCUCUCCCUGCCCUUGGAGCAGGUGUCAAGGGACAUGGUGCUCUGUAAUUUGAUUUCCAGAACAAUUCAGCCUUUAUGGGGAGCCAGCAGAGCUGUGCCUUGGCCUGCCUCCCCACGGGGAGGUGGGCACUGGUUAGGAGGGUGGUGCAGGCUCCACGUGACCUUCUGCCAAAUCUUGUGCGUCCAUCUUGAGCCCAGCUCAGAGUCAAGGGCCGUCCUGUCAUGGGUCUCCACACUGGUAUCUCUGUUCCCCUGGUCUUGCAGCCCUCCUGCUCUUCAGGGCUCUCCAUUCCCACCCUGGCUCAGCCCAGCCCCUGCAGUGUGGAGGGCAAGGCUGUAACACAUCAUGGGACAUAUCAGCUCUUCGUGGCUGCAGCACCAGCUCAGACAGCAAAGGGGUUUCUGCUUCCAAACGGGGUGUGCUGGCACCAAGGCCGUUUGCCAAAGAGCAUCCCUCUGCCCUGCAUCCCUGGGCUGUGCCCAGGGGAGCCAUGGAGUUCCAGGAGGCAGCGAGCUGGGGACAACGCAGGUACCCCUUCCCAGGGCCAUGUCUUCCCAAAUCACUUGAACCCAGCAGCUUUUGAGCAAACCUUGCACCGUGGAGCCACUCGAGAGAAGGAGCCAUGGGAAGCCACACAUCAGGCACUGCUCAUGUGCCAGGAGAGGGGAAAGAGGUGCCUGGUGAGGCAGGACAGGGAGGAUCCCAACCCCACAGGUGGGAAUGACCCGCUGGGUGCCCAGAGCUCCUGCUCUCUGGGGAAACAAAGCAUUCUUGGGAUGUUUUUCUCUAUAUUUUUGUAGGAAUGGGGGUGGGAGAGCAGAUGGAAGAUGCCUGCAGAAGUUGUUUAUUUUUAACCCUGUAGAAAGUUUUGGGUUGUUUUUGAUUUUGGCCUUUAAAAUAAAAAAUGGUCCUUGCUUUUGAUGUUUAUGCUGCCUACCUGUAAAUCCAGAUGUACUUAAGUGGCUGAAAUCCUUGUUCUUAAAUCAGAUACACAUUAUAGUUUUGAACUAUAUAUAUAGUAAAUAUAUAUAUAUAUAUGCCUAACCCAGCAAAAAAAAAAAAAAAAUAAAGUAUUUGGGGGUGGGAAAUGCGUUGCUCUUUGAAAUGAAUCACAAUUGGGGGAUGAAAUUGUGUUUCUGAGUGCCUCAAGAUAUGAAUUGUUUUCAUUUUUUUAAAUAAUUUUAUACAAGUGUCAAAACAGCUGGCUGGAUUAUUUGGAAUUUUUAAAUAAUCCUAACUUUUUUAAAGUAGAUUUUGAGAACUGUCCUGUAUAUAACAGUAAUGUAGCAAUAAAUGUGACAUUUUAUAACAAUA
Messenger RNA from Cinclus cinclus, 9083 nucleotides. RefSeq names its product transcription factor 3 (gene TCF3). The record is from RefSeq and is a predicted model, not a curated record. Gene Ontology annotation, cellular component: transcription regulator complex. Lineage: Eukaryota; Metazoa; Chordata; Aves; Passeriformes; Cinclidae. The transcript has 19 exons. Bases 689 to 2707 code for a protein of 672 amino acids. Gene Ontology annotation, molecular function: protein dimerization activity; RNA polymerase II cis-regulatory region sequence-specific DNA binding; DNA-binding transcription factor activity, RNA polymerase II-specific. Gene Ontology annotation, biological process: regulation of transcription by RNA polymerase II.